Messenger RNA from Lasiosphaeria miniovina, 903 nucleotides. RefSeq lists its product as uncharacterized. The transcript has 2 exons. The record is from RefSeq and is a predicted model, not a curated record. NCBI's taxonomy places the organism in Eukaryota, Fungi, Ascomycota, Sordariomycetes, Sordariales, Lasiosphaeriaceae. The annotation marks the transcript as partial.
AGCUCGAAUGAUCCGUUCCAGGCCAACCGCUCAGACCCAGACAACGGUCUUAGCCGAUCUAAGCCGAUUGAUAUUGAAAUGCCCGCCUUCCGCCGCGCCAGCGGAGGUGUCGAGACGCCUAUUGAGCCAUUGUCGGCACGUGGUGAUAUUCCAGGCGCAUACUUUCCCCGUCAUGAAGACCCCGAGUCCCGUAUCAGAAAGUUGCAUCCGUUUGAGCAAGAGUCAUUCGCCUCGCCAGUCCCGGACCCUCAGAAAGAUCUAGUAAUGGACAGCACUGGGGCCUUUCAGCAACUCGAGCCAUCGGAAUUUAACUUCAACGACGAACCCAUGACCGGUGUUGAAUCGUUUCCGUUCUCAGCCCCUGUCGCAACAGGCACGAUGGAUGACACCAGUACUCCGUUGUCAUCGUACCUCCCAACUGGUACGCAUGAAAACUCUGGCCUCCCCCUGGGUAAAUACUACCCCAACAAUUGGGAACGCCGCCAGCGCGCACGUCAAAUGCGCCAUCAGAUGAUGAGGCCGGGAGGAACUUCGCAGGCAGAACCACAGAUCCAGCGUCCGCGUCAAAUCACCCACACUCGGUCUGGGUCGGAGGUUCAGCGGCGCCUGAUCCAAUAUAAGCUGGAUAUGGUCACGCAAACUUCGAUACUUGCGAGCACGUCAACAAACCAGGGCAGCUCAUUCUUCGAUUUACAUAAGCCAGUGUCGCCACGACUCGCGCCGUUGGGCAGCCCUGGCCCAGUUACGCCGAUGUCUCUGGAGGCAUCAGGCGGUGACUACAUCACGCUCGGCCAGCCCAUCGCACAGGGACUGGAUUUUGGAGUGUCCAAGGGAAAGGAAAAAGUCAAGCACAACCGUGAGGGCCUGCUUGCGUCAAACGCUAAGAGCGCUAUUUCGAUUUGA